Pocillopora meandrina is the source of this 3873-nucleotide messenger RNA. NCBI's taxonomy places the organism in Eukaryota, Metazoa, Cnidaria, Anthozoa, Scleractinia, Pocilloporidae. The record is from the annotation of a GenBank genome assembly.
AUGGCCACAGAAACGGACUCGGGAAUGGCCAGCGAUGCUGCGAUUGUACGGAGAGACGAAGAGAUUUUUCAAGAAAUGAAAUCUAGAGAGACGGAUUUCACUUUCAAGAUAAUGUGUGUUGGAGACUACACGGGCUUUGGAAAGAAGGGAGGCUUUGUGUCGGAUUAUAUACAUCGUCGGCCGCUAAGCUUUUAUCACAAGCCGACGAUCGGAGUCGAUUUUUACUUAAAUUUUAUUACAUGGAGCGACCAGACAACGAAUCAAGACUUCACUGUGAAACUGCAAUUUUGGGAUGUCGCCGAACACGAACGCUUUCUCAAGAUGACAAGUGUGUUUUGUAGGAACUGCGUCGGCGCAUUGGUGUUCUGGGGACCAAAGAGCCCAUCUCCUCUUGGCAGUGUUUUAAAGUGGGGCGAAAAGAUCAAAGAAGCGAACCCAAAAGACGCCAAUAUACCUCUGGUUCUUAUUAUAGAAAACAUUCCAACGUCCAAACGGGGUAAACCUGUUGAUUGGAUCGGCCCCGGGAAAUUAAUCGAAAACAAAGUUCUGCUGGAUGAGUUUUGCGCCAGGAAUGGAUUCGUUGGUUGGUUUCAGCUCGUGUCAAGAGAAGAAGAUGGUUAUACCGGCGUGAUGACUAGAGCAGUAGACUGUCUUGUUCAAAAUAUUUUCAAACAACGCAAUCUCCGAAAGCCGUGACGAUUGUUUGAACUUCUGGUGUGGAUACUGAAUGCAUGCCAAAUUUGUAAGUAUUUCCGGUCUCGGUGUUCAAUUACAUCAUUGUUACCCUGAGCGGUUGUGAACAGUCACGAGAUACUAAGUGGCUUUCUUCAUAAACACCGUAUUCGGAGGUUCAUUCUUUAAAUUCCUGAAGACAUAAAACCAAAAAUAACUUCUAACUUGAAAAUCACGAAAUACGAUUUGUCAUCGAACUCUUUAAACCGUGCGUAAAGUUCAUUCCAUGCUUUUUGAAGGAAAACGAACGAUAAUUUGGAGCAAAUCAAACUCGUGAACGUGGGUUAUUGUAGCAUCGUUUUGUGACAUUUACUAUAUUACGCUCCAUAUCAUUAAUUGUACAGCAAGAGAAAUAGUUUUGAAUUCGGCGACUGAAUUAAGAAACAAGACAAAAAAUAAUGUUGUGGGACCUAUUCAGGGUUUUUAUUAUUUAUUAAAAUAAUUUUGCAAAAUUCUAUUGGACUUUUAAGCCCCAAGGAGAAUCUCUUUAUAAUUUUUUUUCUCUAUAAGUAAUGUUCAAAAUCAAAUGUUAAGAUAAUGAGAGACUUAACUUCGCUAGAAGAAUAAAAAAAUUUUGGAGUGCCCUUGGCUGCCUCUUGGUACUUAGACAGUAUAUUCCAUGAUUAUAUCAGUUGACAUUGAGAAAAAACAAACACAUCCGUGAACAAGAUAGUAAAUAAACAAGUAUUUGGCUGUCUGAAGGUAAACAGCGCUCGACAGACAUUAAGCAGUGUUUCAGUUUUCAUGAACACGUAGAAUGCGGUGAAAACGAUCUAAUUUCCUCACUAUAAUCCGUAAACAGAUUAAAGGAGUGUGCCCUGCUUAACUCCAAUCUUCCCUAACACCCAGUAGUUCUAAAGCCGGUUACCGCUAAAACAAUAACAAAAAAAAAUUUGUUUUUUGAUUUCUCAUGCAAAAAUUCAGGAUUAAGGGGAGGGGGAGAGGGCGGGGGAUCUUGGGUUAACUCUGUAGGGUUCUAGUGCCGCAUGAGGCAAAUCCUUAGUUCUGAAUAAUCCUCUCAAGCUUGCGAGCACGCCCUCAUUAGGCUAGCCUACCUGUAGCCGCACCCUCCCCUCUCGCUUCCGUUUAACCUGGGGGUGAGGAAAGGGUGCGGCUACACGUAGGCUAUUAUUAGGCGCGAGCUUUUCUUCGCCCGCGGAAAAUUAUCAGGCCUUGAGCAACGCGAGCGGCAAAAGGUGUGCGAAGGGGUUUAACACUAUUAGCGCCAGACCCCUGGAAAACCUCUUCCUGACUCUUCUCAUCUUCCCGCGUCGUACAGCGCUAAUAACGAGAACCUACUAAAUCCACUCUAGCUCUGACCUUCAUGUAGCCGUACCCUUCCCCCCCCCCGAGAAACUCCUUAGGGGUGGAAGGUACGACUGUACGUGGGCUAAAUCCACUCCAGAAUCAAAUAUGGACGAAAGGGGAUUGGUCGGGCUUCACAAACGCGGAGUUUUAUAAAUGAAAUCAGUUUGUGAUGAGGACGGUAUCCAAAUAUAAUUUGGUUCAGUUUUGGUUUACAGAAUGUCGUCCUCUUCUAGGAAGUCCAACAUAUCAAAAACGGGGGAAGGAUCGAGUGACUCGUUCCGUUAAAGAUAAAACUAGUGAUGGUGUAAACGCUUUAAUUACUCCGCCGAUUAACUUAUUUUACUGCCGAAUGGUUUCAAAGAUACCUCUCUCGCCACCACUACACGCCAAUACCAAACAUGUAAACAACGAAGAACAUCGCGUAAGUCAAAAGAAAACAGCGCAAAAAAAUUGACGUUACGCGGCGCGCGGAACUAUAGGAGUUAGGCCUUAGCUAACAGCGGGCUAACAUCAUGCUAACAUCAAGUUCUUUCUUCGCCGAUUUUUUGUUUUUUUUUUUGUUUUUUUUUUUCGCGCGACGGAGCAUUUAAAAUAUACAAAAGUAAUCAAAUCUCAUGUAACUGCAUCUAGAGCGGGUUUCUUAAAAACAUAGACAACUUCUUGAAUUCAAACACACUUCCGUGUAACUUUCUAAAAACCUCUUCCAGAUCAAGGGCCAGGUUCAGGAUGAGAGAAAUGCUUCUGGACGAGCCAGACGCAGUAACAAAACUUGUGAUAUGCGCUUACCACAAUUCUUAGACUGUGGCUUUUAAUUUGGGAUGUACAAGGGCUUUAAGAUUGAUAAAAGGCGCUAAAUGCAGUUGCAUCAUCCUUACGGCCGCCUUCCGUGCGUGACAGGCGCCUAACAUGCUUACACGUAUGAAAUCUACGAAAUCUUGCAUUGCCGGUUUCGAAACUCAAAGGACAUUUCUAUCUAGCUACCACACUGCCAAUUUUAAGAUAGAAACAAGAAGAAUAUAACCUCGACAGCUUGAAAACUAAGAAAACACAAUUUUCAACUUCGAAUACCUGCUUUCAACCAUGACCACUUGUGUUGAGUCCUACGAGAAACCGGAAGAAGAGAACAAAGCAGUCCUGAGCUUACUUGGCGAAGAAAUACAGUUGAAAUCGUUCAAGAAAAACAUUCUGGAAAAUGGAGAUCAGCUUCAUCUGAAAAUAAUAAUCUUAGGCGACCCAAAGUGGAAAGAGAGGAAUCUUAUGUCUUCAAAAAUAAUCCCAUUCUGUACCCCGUGGUUACAUGGGGAGGAGAUAGUGUGGAGAAAUUCGUCAAAUUCACAUUCUUACACUCUGAAGAUCCAGUAUUGGGAGCUUUCGCUCAUCGACAGAUUUCGUUUUCACUGUGGUAAUCGCAAAUUGUGCAAAUCAUGUGAUGGCGCGUUGCUGUUCUAUGAUGUAGAGAAGCCGUCAACGCUUUCCAUCGCCCUUGAAAAUUUCGAGCUCAUACAAGCAGCAAAUCCUAGCUCUGAACGAAACGGCUUUAAGGUUCCAAUCGUUUUGAUCGCGAUAAAUAAUAAUGCAAACGAAGGUUCCUUUCCAGGAAGUGAAGAAAUGGUCAAAAGGAAGGUGGAAAUGGACAAGUACUGUUCACACUAUGGAUAUGUCACAUGGUUUGAACUUCCAUCACGCAAGAUUGACGAUUACAAGCGGGUGAUCGCCAAAGCUGUGGAUAGAAUUCUACAAGAAAUAAUUGAUUUGUCUCGAAAUGGCGUGACAAUCUGGGGCGAUUGGAAACUGAAGUAUGACACAAAAGGCAGAGAUCAUUCUUCUAGAUAG